GGUGGGUACCCACUCGGACGACAAACCACUCGGACGACAUUGUAAACAAAGGUAUUAUACGUCAUCACUAGGCAUUCGGUCGACAUAGAACGUCAUCAUUUUAUAUAUAGCAUAUACACUAGAUCCGUGACGUUUUGAAGAUUGAUACUAGCGCUGCCUAUAACAUUCUUACCAGCUUAGUCUCUCUACAUUUUUCUACUUGUUUCUAUAUAAACUAAAUAUUUUCUUCAUAAACAAAGCAAUGGAUUCUUUUCGUCCAAAGCUUCAAUGUGAUAUUUUAUUAAAAUUUCAAGUUGAAAAUUAGCUUUCAUAGUUUAGUAACGUGUAUAGUAAAACAAGAUUUAUAUUACAAUAAUUUUUGCUAUUUAUGUGGUUAACAUAACAACACAGUGAGGUUAACAACAACAACACAGGUCUAUCUUGAUGUGACCAUCUUAUUCAAUGUUUCUGGUUUUGAGGAAAGCAUUUUCCCAUCAUUUCAAACGUCUACCUUGUAUGAUGUGACUACCUUCUUAUUCAAUAUUUCUGGUUUCGAGAAAAGCAUUUGCCCGUCAUAUCAAACAUCAAGUUACUGAGGACAGUGGAUAGAAUUGAUAUGGUGUUUUGUUACAAUGCUAUGGAGGGUAAUGGUGGAUGAGUGAGGGAUGACACUAGCAGGACAAUAGGAAUCGCGUUUGAGAGAACUGAAAUGCAUUUCAAACGGUGGAUAGUGUAGCAGGAGUGGAAACGACAUCCGCCUAUGUUCGGAACAAGUGCGGCGGCUGGAGAGAGAGGAGCUGCAGACCCUGCCACUACACCCUCUUCUGAUCCUUCCACCUCCUCCUCCUCUUCCUCCUCAGGAGGUGACUCUUCGUCCUCCUCAACUGCUAGCAGGCUGUCUCCAAGCAACAGCAGCAGAAUGCCGGCUUCCAGCAGCGAUGAUCCGGUUAGCAAUGCGCUGCAUAUGUCACUCUUGGCCAACAAGUGUUCGAGAUAUAACGAAAAGUGCCGCAGGCAAUUAUCAAAAGCGAACGAUCUGCUGGUCAAACAGCAGAUCAUACUGAUCAUACUUCGUAAAGUGCUGGAGAGUGGUAAUGAACCGGCAGGAACUACAGGUGAUGAACUACAGAAACCCAAGAAGAAGGCGGCGAAAUCGGCGUUUGGAGGUGACAGCAGUGAUGAAAACUUCGGCGAAGUGGCGUUUCGGAGUGACGACCCGCCUGCAAGGACCCCAGCCACCACGGGUAGAUAGAAUUGUGAAAAUGAGAAAAACCAGAAAAGGUGAAACCGAAUAUCUUGUGCACUGGAAAGGCUGUGGCUCAAAUGAUGACACUUGGGAAAAGGAAUCCAACUUGAACUGCAAAAAGCUCAUCGACGAGUUUUUAAAGAAUCAAGUGCAAGAUAAUACCAAAGAUGACAAAGAAAAGAAGAAGCAGACUGAAAAGAAAAAGAAGGAUGAGGUGGAAGAGAAGAAGGAAGAGAAAAAUAAGGACGAUGGUGAAGAAGAGAGCAGUGACAGUAGCUGUGAUGGCAAUGAGUACGAAGUGGAAGACAUUGUGGAUGCCAAAACGGAGUAUCUGGUGAAAUGGAAAGGAUGGCCAUCCAAAUACAAUUCCUGGGUCGACGAAAAAGAUAUUUACUGCGAAAACCUCAUUGAAGACUUUCUCAAAAAUCGGAAAGGGGCAAGUUCAUGACAUUUUCUUAACUGCUCCUAAUAGUUUUCACUUGUUCACUUUGAAUAAAUUAU
This is a messenger RNA of Nilaparvata lugens (brown planthopper), 1726 nucleotides long. RefSeq names its product chromobox protein homolog 3-like. The transcript is spliced from 9 exons. Gene Ontology annotation, biological process: negative regulation of transcription by RNA polymerase II; chromatin organization. NCBI's taxonomy places the organism in Eukaryota, Metazoa, Arthropoda, Insecta, Hemiptera, Delphacidae. The record is from RefSeq and is a predicted model, not a curated record. Gene Ontology annotation, cellular component: pericentric heterochromatin. Bases 1074 to 1673 code for a protein of 199 amino acids. Gene Ontology annotation, molecular function: chromatin binding.